AUGGGUAGGUCACCAUGUUGUGAUGAAAUUGGUGUGAAGAAAGGGCCAUGGACAGAAGAAGAAGAUGAGAAGCUGGUUGAUUAUAUCAACAAACAUGGCCAUGGAAAUUGGGGAACACUUUCAAAACGUGCUGGUUUGAAUAGGUGUGGGAAGAGUUGUAGGUUAAGGUGGACAAAUUAUUUGAGACCUGAUAUUAAGAGAGGAAAAUUCACUGAGGAAGAAGAAAGAAUCAUCAUCAACCUUCAUUCAGUACUCGGAAACAAGUGGUCUAAGAUUGCAGCUCAUCUUCCGGGACGAACAGAUAACGAGAUAAAGAAUUUUUGGAACACAAAUAUAAGAAAAAAGCUUUUGAAAAUGGGAAUUGACCCUGAAACUCAUAAGCCAAGAACUGAUUAUAAUCACCUCAUGAGUAUUUCCAACUUACUUGGAAUGUCAAAUAUAGGCAAUAGUUUUAGCAACAACCCUAUUGGUUUUCAGCCAGAUAUUACUCACAUAGCCAAAAUGCAAUUGUUGCAAAACAUGUUACAAAUUAUGAACACCAAUAAUUCAUUUGCUAUGAACCCUUAUAGCUCUUUAGGAAAUAUUAUUCCUAAUCUUAAUCCAUUCAAUGUAUUUUUGAAUGGAGCAAACACAGCUCAAACUAAGGAGCCAUUAGGUUUUAAUAAUGGUGGUGAAGAAUAUGCUAUGAACCCUAGUUUAUACUCUCAUGGACUAAUAAGUGAGUUUCCUAAGCAACAUAUUUCAAAUGGUGGAUCAAAUUUACAAAAUCUUGAUUAUAGCAAAAUGAGAAGCAAUAAUCAAGAAGAAAAUCCACUUCCUGCUUUGGUUGCUUCCUGUCCUAAAACACCUUUUAAUCAAAUGGAAAGUGAUUGUAACAAAACUCAUAUGUCCAUUCAAUCACCUUCAAACAUAGUCUUUGAUGAUUGGGAGAAGUUCAUUGAUGAAUCAAGUGACUCAUACUGGAAAGAGCUUUUAGAUUUGACAUGCACUUCUCCAUCAAAAAUUCCAUGGUAG
This is a messenger RNA of Lathyrus sativus (Indian pea), 1014 nucleotides long. Lineage: Eukaryota; Viridiplantae; Streptophyta; Magnoliopsida; Fabales; Fabaceae. The record is from the annotation of a GenBank genome assembly.